AUGCUGACCACCGCUCUCACUCUGUUCAGAAAACGCCGGCGAGUGCUGAAAAACAACGAGCGCCUAGCGCACGCCACGAAAGACGGCAAGCCGCCGCCAGAAGACGUGCAAGACCAAGGCUUCACCCGUCCCUCCGUGCUGCUCCUCACCCCCUUCCGCGCGCACGCGCUCGCCUGGAUCCGCGCCCUCACCGCGCACACCCCCGUCCCGGCCUACCAGGUCGAGAACCUGGCCCGCUUCCUGAAAGAGUUCGACCUGCCCGAGGGCGCCGUGGACAAGCUCGCGAGCGCGGCGCCGGGGACGUACCCCGCGGACCACGUCGAGAUGUUCCGGGGGAACGUCGACGAUAAUUUCAGGGUGGGCGUGAAGGUGACGAGGAAGAGCGUGAGGCUGUUCGCCGAGUUUUACGGGUGCGACCUGAUCGUGGCGAGCCCGCUCGGGCUCCGGAUGUCGAUCGAGAAGGAAAAGAGCGCCGACUUCUUGUCGUCCAUCGAGAUCCUCGUCGUGGACCAGAUGGACGCGCUCACGAUGCAAAAUUGGGAUCACGUCCAGUUCGUCCUCGGUCAUAUGAACAAGAUGCCCAAAGAGUCGCACGACGCCGACUUUUCGCGCAUCAAGCCGUGGUACCUCGACGGGCACGCCGCCUAUCUCCGCCAGUCCAUCCUGCUCUCGCCGUACGAGACCCCGGAGAUGCGGCGGCUGUAUAACGCCGAGCUGAAGAACGUCGCGGGUAAAGGAAGGACGGAGCGGCGGUGGGCGCCGGUCCCGGUCCCGGCGGGGCUCGAAAGGAGCGUGCGAUUCGUUCGUUUCGAGGCGGGCGGGCCGGAGGACGAGCUGACUUUCUCGAUAUUUUGGUCGCAGAUGCUGCCGGCGAUAUUGAAGUCGGCGGUGCAGAGCGCGAACACGGCCGUGUUCGUGCCCUCGUCGUUCGACUUCAUCCGCGUUCAAAACCACUUUAGGAAGAACGUCGGCGUGUCGUUCGCCGUCCUGUCCGAAUACUCCUCCAACCAGGACAUCUCCCGCGCCCGCCAGUCCUUCUUCGCCGGCACGUCCGCCUUCCUCCUGAUCUCCGAGCGUUUCCACUUCUUCCGGCGGUACAAGAUCCGCGGGAUCCGCAAUCUCGUCUUCUACGGCCUGCCCGACCACGCGCAGUUCUACACCGAGCUGCUCUCCUUCCCGUUCCUCGACGAGGGCGUCGACGCGGCCGACGUGACGUGCCAGGUGCUGUAUUCGCGCUAUGACUGGAUGCGGCUCGAGCGCGUCGCGGGUACGGAGGGCGCGCUCGAGCUCGUGCAGGGGUCGUAG
Molecule: messenger RNA, 1305 nt
Organism: Punctularia strigosozonata HHB-11173 SS5
Lineage: Eukaryota; Fungi; Basidiomycota; Agaricomycetes; Corticiales; Punctulariaceae
Product: DUF1253-domain-containing protein
Exons: 6
Coding region: 1-1305 (434 amino acids)
Biological process (GO): maturation of SSU-rRNA from tricistronic rRNA transcript (SSU-rRNA, 5.8S rRNA, LSU-rRNA)
Cellular component (GO): nucleolus; small-subunit processome
Molecular function (GO): rRNA binding; U3 snoRNA binding
Source: RefSeq, a predicted model, not a curated record